AUGGUGAAGGCGGUGCUGGACUUCGUGGAGAUGGAGGGCGGAGGGUGGGUGUGUGAAGAUGGCAGAAAGGGACCGGCAGGUUCUGCUGAGACAGGCUCCCACAGCAGGGAUUGCUGCGGAAAGCGGGAAGCUCUCCAGGAGAGGGAAGACGAGGCUUGGGAGCUCUGGGAGCCUCCUCCCAAGACGCGUCCAUCUCUGGUUCUGGGAAGACUUCUCACAGUCCGUGCUGCAGUCAUCUUCCUGAUGCUGGUCCUGGUCGCUUCCGUCCUGCUGCAGGCCAUUCUCUAUCCCUGGUUUAUGGGCACAAUAUCAGAUGUCAAGACAAACGCCCAGUUGCUGAAAGGUCGUGUGGACAGCACCAGCACCCUGAGUUAUGAAAUAAAGAGGAAUAGAGGUGGCGUGGCGGCAGCUGGCAUUCAGGUCCAGAUGGUGAAUGCCAGCCUGGAUCGUGUGCGUUCUCAGAUCCGGAGGUUGGAAACCAGUGUGAAGGAAGCCAAUGCACGGCUGCAGAUGCUAACAAGUAGUUGGGAAGAAGUCGAUAAGUUCAAUGCCCAAAUUCCGGAGCUAAAAAGAGAUUUAGAUAAAGCCAGUGCUUUAAACGCACUGCUCCAGAGAGGUUUGGGGAAUAUCAGUCAGUUGUUCCAAAAGCAAAAUGACAUCCUACAGAUGGUUUCUCAACGCUGGAGGUACUUCAGGGGGAACUUCUAUUACUUUUCUCAAGUCACAAGGACCUGGUACAGUGCCCAGCAGUUCUGCUUGUCCAGGGAUUCACACCUGACCUCAGUGACCUCAGAGAAUGAACAGGAGCUUCUCUACAGGACUGCAGGUGGACUUCUCUACUGGAUCGGCCUGAGCAAAGCAGGGAGUGAGGGGUACUGGUACUGGGUGGAUGACUCGCUGUUCAACAAGGUCCAGAGUGUGAAGUUCUGGAUUCCAGGUGAGCCCAACAACACUGGAAACAAUGAACACUGCCUCACUGUGUCCUCACUGCAGUCAUGGAAUGAUGCCUCCUGUGACAAUUAAUUUCUUUUUAUCUGUAAAUGGCCCUACAUCCCAUCAGAACCAUUUUCUUCUGAGUUAGUCCUGAACCUGAUCAACUGA
Molecule: messenger RNA, 1101 nt
Organism: Lipotes vexillifer (Yangtze River dolphin)
Lineage: Eukaryota; Metazoa; Chordata; Mammalia; Artiodactyla; Lipotidae
Gene: CD207
Product: CD207 molecule
Source: RefSeq, a predicted model, not a curated record